AUGCAGGAAAACCUGAAACCACAGCGGGGCAGACUUCAAGGAGAGGCCAAGGAAUCACGACGGCAAUGUCUAAGCGCCCAGCUGCUGGACCUAUUCGGUCCGAACAGCGAGGAUGACCAGACAGCGACGCCGGUAGACUCCGCUACUACCUUGCCAAUCUUACCUUGGUCUUCGCUACCGGCUACGCCUUCGCCGAUGAAGGUACUACGGACGCCGUCUCCGAGGAAGCAGCCACGACCGCGUACGUCACCACCACGGACGUUUUCACCUCUUAAACGGCUUCCUGGGACAACAGUGGUCGUACCUCCGCAGCCUCCUAGCCACACGAAGGCCCUAAGGGUGGAAUGCCAGGCCGCGCUCCAACGCAUAUCGACCAGCGAUACACCGGCUGCAAAGUCCAGGGACUCCGCCGGGCACUCCGUCGAGUCUCUGCUGCUCUGGACUCUGCACAGGAUCAGCCUUGCUCCAUACGUGACACCACCACGAAGGCUGCCCUCGCCUCAACGGCCGCGACAAGUCGUCGACAAGGCGACCCAGCCGUCUCCGGAAACCACCAAGAACGGAACACCGAAAAAGCCGGUGCGACCAACACAAAGAAAAGAUUUCUCGAGAAGAAGUAAGCCAUACUCGCACCAGAGUACAAGUUCCGCAGCUAUAAGCCCGAGCGAAUUCUCCUUACAAGGAAAGAGUUACACACCACUGCAAGGAGCCGAGGACACCCUGAAGCUUCUACAGGAACGGCCUCAGGGCGAGGCCAAAGGCACAUACCGUCAACUGCUCAGCAUUCAGCUGCGGGAUCUCUUCGGCACAGACAAUGAGGAUGACCGGACAGAGGAACCAGUAGAACUAUCUCGCUCCUGUCUCGCCGGCGUCCAUGUUCUCAUUGCCAGCGACGUCCUCGCCAACACGCCUGCCACGGACGCCGUCGCCACGGAUGCGACCACGACUGAGCGCGGCACCUCCCAGGACGCCAUUGUAGGGCGGCUUCGUAGAGCAGCACUGGCGGCUUCGCAUCCUCCAGCUGUCAUCCACACAGAGGCAUCCAAGGUGACAGCGUCACAGCAUCGGGCGACAGGGACUUCCACACCAGAGAAAACCAGAGACUCUGGCGGAUACUUUGCCGAGUCUUUUAGGCCAUGGAACCUACUCGUUCUAAGCCUCUCGCCAAGUCGCACCAGGCCAUCGUUGGACCAACUGGCAACGUGGGAUGUUAGGGCACGGUCACCGCUCUCGCCCCGGUAUACAGUACCGGUAUUGAGAUCGCCCUUGCCUCCGCCGUCGCGUCAGACAGCCGACAAGGCCACACAGACCUCGCCAAGCGACACCAGGACCACAUCGCCGAGGAAGCCAGCGCAACCACCGGGAGCUGUCGGACACCGCCGAUCUCCCCGGAAGCUAGCCCAGUCAGAGAAAUUCCGAGCACAUAAUCGCUCUCCCAAGAAACCUGCGCGACCUUCGCGGCCGCCCUACACGGAUUCGGCUCUGGUGUGGAACAUCACACUGAUGCUGCAGAUCAAUAAAUUUACACACUGA
Molecule: messenger RNA, 1533 nt
Organism: Odontomachus brunneus
Lineage: Eukaryota; Metazoa; Arthropoda; Insecta; Hymenoptera; Formicidae
Product: serine/arginine repetitive matrix protein 1-like
Exons: 4
Coding region: 1-1533 (510 amino acids)
Source: RefSeq, a predicted model, not a curated record